UAACUCGUCAUCAUAACAGGAAGUAUGAAACCUGGCAUUUAUGGCGUGAAGGAGGGCAACACAGGAGGGAAAUAAUGCGUUGGCUAUAAAGCAGUGUACAGUAUCAGGAAAAAGACCUAGCCCUGCAGCACCGAUGGGUGACGCCCAGGGACAUCGUAUUGGAAUUUGGAACAGCUAAAGUCAUCGGGCGACACGCGGUAAUUCACCGACAUUUCUUUCGGCUGGACGUUCACCUAUGAUGGAACGGGCGAUGGAGCAGCUCAACGUACAGCUUAACCGACUGACUCGCUCCCUCCGCCGGGCCCGGACUGUGGAACUUCCUGAAGACAAUGAAACUGCAGUAUACACACUUAUGCCAAUGGUCAUGGCUGACCAACACAGGUCAGUGUCGGAAUUGCUGCUCAACUCCAAGUUUGAUGUAAACUACGCUUUUGGACGCGUGAAGAGGAGUUUGCUUCACAUUGCUGCAAAUUGUGGAUCAGUGGAGUGUCUUGUUCUGCUGUUGAAGCGAGGCGCAAACCCAAACUACCAGGAUAUCUCAGGUUGUACUCCAUUGCACCUUGCUGCAAGGAAUGGCCAGAAGAAAUGUAUGGGCAAACUACUGGAAUAUAAUGCUGAUGUCAACAUCUGCAACAAUGAGGGACUGACAGCUAUCCACUGGUUGGCAGUGAAUGGGCGGACUGAACUCCUUCAUGAUCUAGUCCAGCAUGUGUCCAAUGUUGAUGUUGAGGAUGCCAUGGGGCAGACUGCAUUGCAUGUAGCCUGUCAGAAUGGGCACAAAACUACGGUGCUCUGCCUCCUAGACAGUGGCGCUAACAUCAACCGACCAAACGUCUCAGGUGCCACACCUCUUUACUUUGCUUGCAGCCAUGGCCAAAGAGACACAGCACAAAUCCUGCUUUCUCGAGGAGCCAAAUACCUUGCUGACAAAAAUGGGAUCACUCCUCUUGAUCUUUGUGUGCAGGGAGGAUACGGGGAGACCUGUGAAAUCCUCAUUCAGCACCACAGCAGACUCUUUCAGAUACUUAUUCAGAUGACUCAAAAUGAUGACAUCAAAGAGAAUAUGCUUAGGCAGGUACUGGAGCAUGUUUCUCAGCAGAGUGACAGUCAUUACCAGAGAAUCUUGACAAGUCUGGCAGAGGUUGCCACCACUAAUGGACAUAAGCUGCUAAGCCUAUCCAGCAGCUAUGAUGCUCAGAUGAAGAGUCUUUUGAGGAUUGUUCGAAUAUUCUGCCAUGUAUUCCGCCUGGGACCUUCAUCGCCAAAUAAUGGCAAUGAUAUGGGCUACAAUGGCAACAAGACUCCUCGUAAUCAGGUCUUUAAGAUGCGUAUGAGCCAAGGGGAUGCUGUACCAAAAGAUACGUGUUCUUGGACAGCUUCUAUGUUAGAUCCACUGGAGCUACUUUGGCAUUCACUUGACGAGUGGCUGGUACUGAUCUCCACUGAACUAGACAGAAACAGCAACCCCUCAUCCACCUCUUCCAACAGUGAGAUAGCUUCCCUGCUUCUCAAACAGCGGGAAGUCGAUCACUCUAGUAUCACACCAAAGCUCCCCACCUCGCUGGACCCUCAGAUUGUCAUGGAAACAGAAGUAUAUGCUGAUGGGGAAGACGUUAUCUCUAUGACUGCCAAUCGGCUCAGCGCCGUGAUACAGGCUUUUUACAUGUGCUGCUCGUGCCAGAUGCCACAAGGAAUGACAUCCCCUCACUUCAUUGAAUUUGUCUGCAAGCAUGACGAAGUGCUGAAAUGCUUUGUGAACAGGAAUCCAAAAAUAAUCUUUAACCACUUCCACUUCCUGCUUGAGUGUCCUGAGCUGAUGUCACGUUUCAUGCAUAUCAUUAAAGGCCAGCCUUUCAAGGAUCGCUGUGAGUGGUUUUACGAGCAUCUUUUAGCUGGACAGCCAGACUCGGACAUGGUUCAUCGUCCUGUCAAUGAGAGUGACAUCCUUCUCAUCCAACGAGACUCCAUAUUUCGGAGCAGCUGCGAAAUGGUUUCAAAGUCCACCAAUGAGAAACUGAAGCAAGGGAUUGCUGUCCGCUUUCACGGCGAGGAAGGAAUGGGUCAGGGUGUUGUUCGGGAAUGGUUUGACGUCCUAUCCAAUGAGAUAAUCAAUCCGGACUAUGCUCUCUUCACUCAAUCAGCUGAUGGUACAACUUUCCAGCCCAACAGUAACUCCUCAGUAAAUCCAGACCAUCUGAACUACUUCCGAUUUGCAGGCCAGAUCUUGGGUUUAGCUCUGUAUCACAGACAGCUGGUCAAUAUCUAUUUCACCCGCUCCUUCUAUAAACAUAUACUGGGAAUCCCAGUGAACUACCAGGAUGUGUCAUCCAUUGAUCCUGAGUAUGCAAAGAACCUGCAAUGGAUCCUGGACAAUGACAUCAGUGAUCUGGGUCUAGAGCUCACCUUUUCAGUGGAAACAGAUGUAUUUGGUGCCAUGGAGGAGGUGCCGCUCAAACCAGGAGGCACAAGCAUUCUUGUGACUCAAGACAAUAAGGCUGAGUAUGUCCAGCUUGUGACUGAACUCAGAAUGACAAGGGCCAUCCAGCCUCAAAUCAACGCCUUCCUGCAAGGAUUCCACACUUUCAUCCCACCCUCACUGAUUCAGCUUUUUGAUGAAUACGAAUUGGAGCUCCUGCUGUCAGGAAUGCCAGAGAUUGAUGUGCAGGAUUGGUGUAUGAACACUGAGUACACCAGUGGCUACGACCCUCAUGAGCCAGUCAUCCAGUGGUUUUGGAAAUUGGUGGGACAACUAACCCAGGAGGAACGAGUUCUGAUGCUUCAGUUUGUCACUGGAAGCUCCAGAGUUCCUCAUGGUGGCUUUGCCUAUUUAAUGGGUGGAAGCGGUUUACAGAAGUUCACUAUUGCUGCAGUGCCAUACACCUCCAACCUUCUGCCUACCUCCAGUACUUGUAUCAACAUGCUGAAACUCCCUGAAUACCCCACCCAGGAGAUCCUGAGAGAUCGCCUCCUGGUAGCGCUGCAUUGUGGGAGCUACGGGUAUACCAUGGCAUAGAGAUCCUAUCAGUUGUGCUGUGUGGAGGGUCUCACAAAAUCAUGCUGCUCUCCCACUUCCAGACAUUGACCUGUUUUUUUGCUGGACAAAAAAAGAAAAAAGGGAAAUCUGUUUUUUAAGAAACAGCACUCUGAGUAUUAGAUUGAAGACGGAAGAACAACUGCCUCAAAAACUCAGCUUCCACACUCUUGCCUGUGAACUGCUUGGCCAAGCCUGGUGUUUGUUUUUGUAAUUGUUUUUGUUUUUUACACAUUUGACCAUUUUGUAAAGCCUUUACAAAUCAGGUAGCAUGAUUUUCACAUGGAGCAUACUGUAUAUAAUGACAUUACACUGUAUAUAAAAAUAACCAUAUAUGAACUACGCUAAGAGGAGUAAACAGGCAGUGUAAAAGUGUUGUCCAAUCAUGCUGGCUGUGCGGUAUUUCAUCCGGUGAGAUGUCGUGCAAGUAAGUAAAGUUUACAUAUAUUUCCAACAAUUACAUGGUCGAGUUGAUAUGUGCUUUUAUUAUUGAUUUUGUUUUUUUAAUCCGCAUCAAGGAUGCAACAAUACAGUUUUAUAUUGACCCGUUUGAUACGCAAAAACAUUUGAUCCAAAUGAAAAGCCUCCAAAAUGUAUUUUCCGAAUUUAUUUUUGUCGUCUCUCUCGCUAAAAUGUCCGGCGCAGCUUUGCCUUGAAAACCAAACUCUGCCGCUAGCCCCCCCCUCCUCCUCCAUUCCUCCCCCCAACUUCAUGAAGCAUGGGUGUUCAAACCUGUCCUCAAGGGCCGCUGUGGAUCCUGGUUUUUGUUCCUACCAAUCGAGCGCAGACAGUUUAACCAAUGAAGUUUGUGCUAAAACAAGCAGCACCUGACUGCAAUCAACUGAUUACACUUGUGAGACACCAGAUUGGUGAAAAUAUGUCGUCUGUUUUUGUAGAAAUGAAAUCUAGCACCCACUGCUUCCCUAUGUGGAGUAGUUUGGACACCACUGGCAUGAAGGGUUGGUGCUGUGGCACACAAGGAUCAUUGCUUGUGAGGAAAGUAACUUAAGGAGGCGGCUUGCCAGCUUCAAAAUCGUACAGAUCCGUUGUUUGGCAGCAUUUUGGGUGAGCUGAUAGCUAUCCCCACUCGUACAUAUUGUAUAAAGAUUGUCUUUCCGGAUACGAACAAUAAAGACCGCUAAUACAUCGUUGCCGACUUGGCUGCAACGCAUGACCUCGCUUUGACAACAGACAGCUUUCUGUGACCUACGGCCUUAACCAAACUCAAAUUUACGUGAUGAACAAUGAGUGGCAAAUUAAGAGCACUGUACUUCAAACUCGUCCUGUUUAUGAGAGUUGAUUGUCAAAUGCUGGUGUUGUGCAGUAAUGAACAAUGUGACUUCUGUAGCGUUUGUUAACUUUUUUAAUGACCGACAACACUCAUGCGCACACACUAGAUAUAAUCAAAUAGCAACCUAGAUGUGCUACGUUAAAUCCCAAGCCAUUGACUGCUUGAGCCCACAGUGAUCAUGGGAAGCAUACUCCCUAUACUACAUCGAUGAAUUAAUAAAAACUGCCAUGACUGCCAAAUCAAUCCAUACCAGUGACUAUAGAUAAUGCUGCAAAUAUUGUUUAUUCUGUACAUAACACAGAUGGACUCGGACCACAAAUCAGAUGUUUUUCUCAUGUGGUAAACAUACCUGCUAAGAGAGUAAAAGCAAUCAACAGUGUGCCCCGCCUCAUUUUACAAACAGUGAAAAUUGUUCUCAGCACUUUUAUUCAAAAUUUCUUCAGAUCAGUAAGAAGUAAGCACGUAAAUAUUAUGCACUAUAAUGCAUGUUUAUAUGAUGGCAUUGUUAUUUUUGCUUGUUAGCAAAAUAAACUUUUUUUUUUUAAACUUAUAUUUGUUUCAGAGCAUUAAAUGAAUUGAAUCAAAUCGAAAAUCGGGUCCCUCAAAUCGAAAAUCGUACCUAACUGUGACUUCACUGUAUUGUUGCAUCCCUAAUCCACAUGAAUGCUUCUGAAAUAAUGUCCCCCAUCUUAUCCAAACGUGGCGGGAACAGGGUUGGCAGUACCACUUGCUAUAACUGGUGGAGUGGGGCAACGAUGGACCAAGUACAGGUAGUCCCCGGGUUACAACGCACCCGUGAUUUCGCACUUUGUGACGCUGGAGUCUUGUCUGCCAUUUUGUCUCCAGUCUUUUUUUUUUUUUUUUUUUAAUCGCGUAAACAGUACCUUAUUUUACCUCACAGUAUCUUAUUUUUUUAUUACUUCAUUAAAAUGACUGUUCUGCCCUUUGAUGAAAUGUGUAUUUGUUCGCAAUGUUGACUUUUGUUUUGUAAUGCAUACUUUUAAUUUGGCGCAGCAAGGCAAGGCAAGGCAAAUUUAUUUAUAUAGCACAAUUCAACACAAGGCAAUUCAAAGUGCUUUACAUCACAUGAAGUUCAUAAAAAUCACAUUUAAAUCAACGCAACGUAGAAACGAAGACAAAAGAUCGCAUUUAAUCACAGAAUAAAAAUAAAUAAAUAAAAUAAAAAUAAAACAAAAACUACUACUAAUAAUAAUAAUUGAAAUCAGCAAUGGAGAUAAAAACAAGAGGAAUAGAAAGGUAGAUUGAAAUAUAUAGACAGUUAUAGAUAUGCAGUGCUAAACAAAAGCGUUUUUAGCCCUGAUUUAAAAGAGCUAACAGUUUGAGCAUACUUCAGACGUUCGGGUAACUUGUUCCAGAGGUGAGGAGCAUAAUAACUAAAUGCUGCCUCACCCUGCUUGGUUCUUGUUCUUGGAACAUGCAGAAGACCCAUUCCAGACGACCUUAGGGGUCUAGAUGUCUCAUAGGACUCUAACAAGUCAAGCAUGUAUUUUGGUCCAAUGCCAUUAAGUGUUUUGUAGACGAGCAGUAGUAUUUUAUAGUCUAUCCUUUGACUUACUGGAAGCCAGUGUAGCGAUUUCAAAACUGGUGUAAUGUGGUCCAGCUUCCUUGUAUUUGUGAGGACUCUGGCUGCAGCAUUCUGUACCAGCUGCAACUUCCUGACUGAUUUUUUAUCAAGACCUGUAAAUAUACCGUUGCAAUAGUCCAAUCUGCUGAAAAUGAAUGCAUGCAUAAGUUUUUCCAUGUCUUGUUGAGUCAGAAGCCCCUUAAUUCUGGUUAUAUUUUUUAGGUGGUAAUAAGCGGAUUUAGUGACGGACUUUAAAUGGCUAUCAAAUUUUAGGUCUGAGUCAAUAAUUACGCCAAGGUUUCUGACUUGAUUUGUAGCUGUAAGUGACAUUGUGCUAAGUUCGCUGCUUAUCUUUGACCUUUCCUUUUUUGGCCCAAAAAUGAUCACCUCUGUCUUCUGCACAUUUAACUGGAGAAAAUUCUGGCACAUCCAUUCAUUGAUUUGAUGAAUGCAUUUGCUCAGGGUGACUAAGGGACUAUAAUCAUGUGGGGACACAGAAAUGUACAGUUGUGUGUCAUCUGCAUAGGCGUGAUAGGAGAUGUCAUACUGUUCCAUUAUCUGAGCUAACGGAAGCAUAUAGAUGUUAAAUAAGAGUGGUCCAAGAAUUGACCCUUGAGGGACUCCACACGUGAAUUUGGUUCGUUCUGACUGAUGGUUUCCGAUUGACACAAAGAAAUCCCUAUCAUGUAAAUAGGAUGUGAACCACUGAAGAAUAGUGUCAGUAAGCCCUACCCACUGUUCCAAUCUGCUGAGUGGUAUGUUGUGAUCAACCGUGUCAAAUGCGGCGCUGAGAUCCAAUAAUAGCAGAACAGAUGAUUUGCCUGCAUCGGUAUUCCGACGAAUAUCAUUUAGGACUUUGAUAAGCACAGUCUCGGUGCUGUGUUGUGGUCGAAAUCCAGACUGAAAUGAGUUAAAAAGAUUGUUUUGCAUCAUAUAAUUCUGGAUCUGUUCGAACACAACCCUUUCGAUAAUUUUCCCCAGGAAUGUCAGAUUUGAUAUUGGCCUGUAAUUACUAAUGGUUGAGGCAUCCAGAUUAGGUUUUUUUAGGAGAGGUUUUAUUACUGCAGUUUUUAAAGUCUGAGGAAACUCUCCUGUUUGGAGAGAAGUAUUUAUAAUCUGAAGUAUGUCUGGGGCUAUGCAACGAAAAACAGUUUUGAAAAAGUUUGAAGGAAGGAUGUCAAGGCAGCAUGUUGUGGGCUUUAAUUUCGACACAAUUUCUGUUAAAGUGGCAUAGUCCAAGAGGCUAAACUGUCUAAGAUUGACGUGGGGGACAUUUUGGGAGGCAUUUAGUGUAACAUUUGUUAAUCUGGAGUUGCACACAGUCUGUCUAAUCUUUAGUACUUUGUGUAUAAAGAAUGCUGCGAAAUUAUUACAGGACACCUCAGAUGCCAAUUCCUGAGGCAUUGAUGCUUGUGGGUUUGUCAGUUUGUCAACAACAGAAAAUAAUGUGCGGGUAUUGUUAGUGUUUCUACUAAUGAUCUCUGAAAAAUAUGACUGUCUAGCAUUUUUCAGUUCCUGGUUGUAUUUGCGAAGACUGUCUUUGUAGAUAUCAUAAAAAACUAGGAGUUUGUUUUUUCGCCAUCUGCGUUCUGCUCGUCUACAAACUUGCUUUUGUUUUAUAGCUAGUAUGGCAUUUCUCCAGGGUGACCUCUUCUUUCUUGACAAAGAUUUUGUCUUAAUCGGGGCAAUAGUGUCAAUUACAGUCAUCACACUGGAACUGAAACUAUUUACAAGUUCUUCCACUGGAGCUAUUGUAGGGGUUAAUGGUGAGGCAUAGGCCUGUGUGAAUAACGCACAAGUGUUAUCACUUAUGUAACGCUUCCUAAUCACCUCUGUUUCCCUUUUCAGAGGAUGGACAGGGGUGGUCAUUUUAAACAUAAUGCAGUAGUGAUCAGACAGAGCAACAUCAUUUACUGUGACCUCAGAGAUGUUAAGACCUUUGGAUAUUAUUAAAUCCAGUAUGUGCCCUCUGUUAUGUGUUGGAACUGUGACAUGCUGAGAUAAACCAAAUGUAUCCAAAAUAUUUAAAAGCUCUAUAGCACACCCUUCUUCAGGAUUAUCAACAUGAAUGUUAAAGUCACCCACUAGAACAACACAAUCAAAGUCCAUGCAGACAGAAGACAGCAUUUUGGUAAACUCAUCAAAAAACAUUGUGUUAUACUUUGGUGGUCUGUAAAGUGUUACCAAGGCAGCUCUGCAAGGGCUUUUUAGCUGAAUGACAAUAUAUUCAAAGGAAUCAAACUGACCACAUGAAAUAUUUGUGCAUUGGAAACUGUCCCUGAUCAGACUGGCAACCCCACCUCCUUUCUUAUGGGUUCUUGGCGCACUAAAGAAAUUGAAGUUUGUGGGGGUUGCCUCAAUCAGAACUGUCGAGCUCUUAUCUUUAUCUAACCAAGUUUCUGUUAGGAACAUCAUGUCAAGGUUAUGUUUGCUGAUAAAAUCAUUAAUUAAGAAAGAUUUGCCAGCUAAAGAUCUUAUAUUUAGCAGAGCCAAUUGGAGAUGCCAGACUGGAUUCACUGGUGAAUUUUGGGAAUGACAUACUAUGCUUAACAGGUUGGCAGAGUUGAUUGAAUGUUUUUUUUAUUUCUCACCAGUCUAGCCCUUUUUGUGCUGUUUAUCACCACUGGGAUUGUUGAGCAUACAGAUUGUACUCCAUAGGGCCCCGGCUUUUGCUGGGACAGAACAGUCUUUGUAAUGUUGUCACAGCCUGGACCCGGUGC
Molecule: messenger RNA, 8627 nt
Organism: Corythoichthys intestinalis (scribbled pipefish)
Lineage: Eukaryota; Metazoa; Chordata; Actinopteri; Syngnathiformes; Syngnathidae
Gene: hace1
Product: HECT domain and ankyrin repeat containing E3 ubiquitin protein ligase 1
Exons: 25
Coding region: 236-3013 (925 amino acids)
Biological process (GO): Golgi organization; protein polyubiquitination; membrane fusion
Cellular component (GO): cytoplasm; nucleus; Golgi membrane
Molecular function (GO): ubiquitin protein ligase activity; protein binding
Source: RefSeq, a predicted model, not a curated record